AUUUGAUUCUGACUCUAACUUGCAGGUACAACUGUGAAAGGUGCUGUGGAUGACCUUGAUCUGGUUAUAAAGAAACUUGGAGAAGCAGGAUUUUCACAUGACAGAUUCUACAUCCAUUGUGAUGGGGCUUUGUUUGGUCUCAUGUUGCCUUUUGUCAAACGUGCUCCAAGAAUUUCAUUCAAGAAGCCUAUAGGCAGUGUGAGUGUUUCUGGUCACAAAUUCGUGGGGUGCCCCAUGCCCUGUGGGGUGCAGAUAACACGAGUGGAGCACGUGAAGGCCCUUUCGAGGAACGUGGAGUAUCUGGCUUCAAGGGACGCCACAAUCAUGGGAAGCAGAAACGGGCACGCCCCCAUAUUCCUGUGGUACAGUUUGAACAUGAAAGGGUACAGAGGGUUUCAAAAAGAGGUGAACAAGUGUUUGAGGAAUGCACACUACUUGAAAGGUCGUCUUGUGGAUGCUGGCAUUGGAGCAAUGCUCAACGAGCUCAGUAGCACCGUUGUGUUCGAGAGACCUCACGAUGAGGAGUUCGUGCACAAGUGGCAGCUUGCAUGCCAAGGGAACAUUGCCCAUGUUGUGGUCAUGCCCAAUGUCACCAUCCACAAACUUGAUCAUUUUCUUCAGGAGCUUCUGCAGAAGCGUGCUGUGUGGUUUAGGGAUGGUAAGGCUAGACCUUAUUGUAUAGCUUCCGAUGUGGGACUCGCAAAUUGUCUCUGUCCUCUGCAUAGGUGAUUGUCAUUUGUGUCAUUAUGUGUGUUUGUGGCAGUGCUGGCUUGGUCUGUAUUUAGAAUAUAUGGAUAUAAAAAUUGCUGAAACAAAGGUUGCUUUAAAAAUAAAUAAGAAGAAAAGAGUGACACUAAA
Messenger RNA from Cajanus cajan (pigeon pea), 858 nucleotides. The record is from RefSeq and is a predicted model, not a curated record. NCBI's taxonomy places the organism in Eukaryota, Viridiplantae, Streptophyta, Magnoliopsida, Fabales, Fabaceae.